AUGCAUGCAGAUAUCGACGAGUGCAAGCUCCCAAGGGAUGAGAUUGAAUGCUUCGGCGACUGUAUCAACACGAUCGCCUCAAUGGAAUGCCGGUGCCCGCAUGGAACUUUUCGCAAUCCCGGCACAAGUGGUGGCUGUGUCAAGAUUAAAUCCACUAGAGCAGAUGAUGCGCUACAGUCGCCUACUGUGGCUCCGGUGCCGUUAGGGCUGCACCCCAACUGCAAGACCAGCUGUGGUGACGUGAGAGUUCCGUACCCCUUCGGCAUCGGCCCUGGUUGCUCCUUGCCGGGUUUCAACAUGACCUGCAGCACAAGCUAUUACCCCCCGCGGCUGCUUCUCGACAGCAACGGCACCCUUGAGGUCGUCAACAUGUACUUGGCCGACUCCACGGUGCACGUCAUCCAUCACGCCAGAAUCUUUAGUAAUCCCACCAACCUCAAAUACAACGAGAGCGACACCUACACAACAGUUUUAUAUGACAUCCCUCACAUCGGCGAGCCAUAUACGCUGUCGGCCACGAACGAGUUCAUCUUCUCCCGGUGCAACGUGCAAGCCACCCUGUAUGGCGAGUCCGACAGCAUCAUCAGCAGUUGCAACUCCACCUGCAGCUCCAGCCGCAACUACAUCAACGGCGGAUACUACUGCUCCGGCCGAGGUGAUGUCUGCUGCCAUGCGCCCAUCGCUGCAGGCAGCAGCACGCCAAAGAGAAUGGAGUUUAAACUUCUCGAGCGGCAAUAUGGCAUGUUGGCAGUCGCCUUCAUCUCAGAGGACGGGUUGACUAAUCAGUGGGGCAUGAUCUUAAACAGAACUGAUCUGUCGAUUUUAGCGACCAAUUACAUGUCAUUUCCCCUUGUUCUACGGUGGGCAGUUAAGCAAGGCUUCACAGCGCUGCCCGGCAACUCGUCGGGGCAGUGCCCCGGGGACAUAACUAGCAGCAUUUGCAAGAGCAAGGAUAGUUUUUGCCGGCAAGAGAACGAAGGCUUUACGUGUCAUUGCAACACCGGAUACCAGGGCAACCCUUACAUCGCCGACGGAUGCAAAGAUGUCGACGAGUGCAGCAGCAACACAACAAAGCGGUGCUUCGGCGUCUGCGACAAUUUGCCUGGAACAUUCAAGUGCCAGUGCCCGCUAGGAACAUUUGGCAACCCGCACAAGGGCAACGGCUGCGUCAGUUUAUCCACUAUUUUGUCUACGUUCAUUAAAAAGAAUAAAAUUGGUUUAUCAGCUGCCAGUGGCCCGGUUCUCCUACUUUUGGUUCUGGGCAUAAUGUUAGUACCCCGUAAGAUUGAAGAGCACAGGAUGAAAUUGAUGUCGCAAAAGGCAGACAUUGCAGAAAGGAUGAUCAUACCAAUGGAGGAGCUUGCAAAGGCGACAAACAACUUCGACAAAACUCGUGAACUUGGUGGUGGAGGGCAUGGUACAGUUUACAAAGGGAUCUUAUCGGACCUACAUGUCGUAGCCAUCAAGAAGUCAAAGAUUACAGUCCAGGAAGAAAUAGACGAGUUCAUAAAUGAGGUAGCAAUCCUCUCACAAGUCAAUCACAAGAAUAUUGUCAAACUCUUUGGAUGUUGCCUGGAGACUGAGGUGCCGUUGUUGGUUUAUGAGUUUAUUUCCAAUGGAACUCUUUGUCACCAUCUCCAUGUUGAAGGUCCAAGGUCACUAUCAUGGGGUAAGAGAUUAAGGAUUGCAACUGAAAUAGCUUCUUCUCUUGCCUAUAUUCACACGGCAGUUUCGAUCCCAAUAAUCCAUAGAGACAUCAAGUCCAGUAACAUACUUCUUGAUGAUAAAAUGACAUCGAAGAUAUCAGACUUUGGAGCUUCAAGGUACAUUCCUAUUGACAAAACUGGGUUGACAACAAGAGUCCAGGGAACAAUAGGUUACUUGGAUCCUAUGUACUUUCAGACCGGCCGACUCACGGAGAAAAGUGAUGUCUAUAGUUUUGGUGUAAUUCUGGUGGAGCUACUCACUAGGAAGAAGCCAUUUUCAUAUCUAUCCACCGAAGGUGAUGGCCUUGUUUCUCAUUUUCUUGACCUACAUGCCGAGGGAAAUCUUGUCCAGAUAAUGGAUCCACAUGUUACAGAGGAGGGAGGCGAAGAAGUCCAAGAAGUUGCUGCACUUGCAGCGUCCUGCAUAAACUUCAGAGGUGAAGAACGACCAACAAUGCGACAAGUGGAGCAUACCCUAGUGGGGCUUUGGGGUUCCAAGAAGUGCAAGAGAGAAGAUACGGUAGCAGCGGAAUUCGAGGAUGAUAGCAUUGUGACUAAUUGUCCGUCAUCAGCUAAAGGAGGACAAAGUUUUAAAGAAUCAAGUAGAAGAUAUAGUUUGGAGCAGGAGAUGAUGAUGUCGGCGAGGUACCCUCGGUAG
Molecule: messenger RNA, 2364 nt
Organism: Miscanthus lutarioriparius
Lineage: Eukaryota; Viridiplantae; Streptophyta; Magnoliopsida; Poales; Poaceae
Source: the annotation of a GenBank genome assembly